GUAGCUUGCAACGAAAGCCAGACAAAAGAGAGUGGCAAGUGUCCUCGCUUUGGACAGUAUCCUUGGAUUACAUCGCCGAGGUCUACUACUCCGUCAAUUUCGUCCCGCAUUCGUGUUCGAUCAACCCACGCCCACCAACGAUCACCUCAAAACCCACUUCGUAAAUUCCUAAAUUCUUUGCAUAUACACACGCACAACAUCUAAAAUUUAAGAUUUCUUGAAAAUGGGCAGUCAAAUUAGCAGGACAACUGGGCAAAAUGGUAGCCGCCGCCGCCAACCGCCACCCGAGGAGCCACCAGCGCGAUCGACUUCCAGCUCUGACACAGAUGUGACACCGGAGGGAUCCACCAGCCACCGCCAUAAUAUACCACUGGUGCCACCAGCUCGAACGACCUCCAAUUCCAACACAGAGGCGACUCCGGAGGAAGCUGAUCUGAGCUCCUAUGAAGCUGCGUGCGAAGUCGAUCCCGACCUCCGGACCUUCGACUCGACUCUCCAAGUUCGCACAAGCCGAGCCAUCAACUCCAUAGCCGUCGACUUAGAGGUUCGCUCCCUGUCCCUUGACUCCCUCCGGGAAGUCACCGAAUGCCUUCUAGAAAUGAACCAAGAAGUGGUUCAAAUUAUUCUUCAAAACAAAGAAGACAUCUGGAAAAAUAAAGAACUCUCGGAUCUGGUCGAUGAUUAUUUCGAAAAUAGUCUUCAAAUGUUAGAUUUUUGUACUGCUCUCGAUUCGUGUCUUCAGCGAGCCGGGCAUAUCGAGUCUAUAAUCAAUGUAGCCCUCCGAGUAUUUGAGGAAGAACAUUACAAUAUUCCUGGAGAGGGGGGCGUGAAAAGUUAUUCAAGAACUUUGGAGGAAUUGAGGAAUUUAAAAGGUGCGGGCCGCCCCUUCACAGAGGAGUUCUUUAAAAUGUUCACCACGGUUUAUAGCCAGCAAAAUUCGAUGUUAGAGAAAUUGAAAGCAAAAAAGAAACAGCUUGACAAGAAGUUGGGGAGAACGAAGACGUGGAGGAGGGUAUCCAAUGUAAUAUUCGGGGUGAUAUUUGUCUCCGUUUUGAUAUGCUCGGUGGUGGCAGUCGCAGUUAUUGCCCCGCCUGUAGUGACAGCUCUGGCAGCAGCAGCAGUAGCCAUGCCUUUAGUGUCGAUGGGGAAAUGGCUUAAUACGAUUUGGAAGAAGUGCGAGAAGGAAGUAAGGGGACAAAGGGAGAUAAUUACUUCAAUGUGGAUUGGAAGUAACAUUGUGAUUAAGGAAUUAGAUAGCAUAAGGGUGCUUAUUGACCAGCUUCAGAUAAAAAUAGAGGCUUUUUUGGGGAAUGCAGAUUUUGCAUUGGGACAGGAUGGCGCGGUGGUUAUUGCAGUGGUGGAGAUUAGGAAGAAAGUGAACGACUUUACGAAGACAAUUCAAGAUUUGAGUAAGCACGCGGAUAAAUGUACCCGAGACACAAAGAUGGCAAGGGCUGUAAUACUGCGGAGGAUCAUAAAUCACAUUGGCAGCUCGAAUCAGGACUUUGGUAUGUUUUCCUAAUGACUAAGUUCCAUGUUGCUGAUUUAGUUUGAGUUACAUAUAGUAAUAGAAAUCGUGCACCUGGGUCGAUUUCUUGUAUUUGUAUCGUUAUGACAACAAAAAUUGCUUAUUAUUAGGCUAUCUUAUUUGGUAUAUACAUGAUAUUUCUUAUUUCUUAUA
Olea europaea var. sylvestris is the source of this 1681-nucleotide messenger RNA. RefSeq names its product UPF0496 protein 1-like. Bases 224 to 1522 code for a protein of 432 amino acids. Lineage: Eukaryota; Viridiplantae; Streptophyta; Magnoliopsida; Lamiales; Oleaceae. The record is from RefSeq and is a predicted model, not a curated record. The transcript has a single exon.